Molecule: messenger RNA, 3506 nt
Organism: Gossypium arboreum
Lineage: Eukaryota; Viridiplantae; Streptophyta; Magnoliopsida; Malvales; Malvaceae
Product: NAD kinase 2, chloroplastic-like
Exons: 9
Coding region: 229-3138 (969 amino acids)
Biological process (GO): NAD+ metabolic process; NADP+ biosynthetic process
Molecular function (GO): NAD+ kinase activity
Source: RefSeq, a predicted model, not a curated record
GAGAAUUGUGAGAAGACUAUUGUGUGAAAAAAUGAAAAGGGGGAGGGGCCUCUUAUAGUUUUUUUUGACCGUUAGAGUUCAAACAGUCAAGUGACCUUUGGGGGUGGGACAAAAUGCUCCUCUAGAGAUGCAUUUUGCUGAGACGUCCCCUGACUUUGCGCUGACAUAAACGUACUUUUAUGAAAAAUAACUUUUUCUGAUAAAUAAUUAAAAUUCAAUCCUCUAGAGAUGGAAAGUGUGCGUCUUGCGCUUAAAGUGAAGGCGGAGUUAUCCAAGUCUUUCUCUGUCAAUCUCGGUUUGGAUUCCCAGAAGACUGCCCAGUCUCAUGAUGUAUCACAAUUACGGUGGAUUGGUCCAGUUCCUGGGGAUAUUGCAGAAGUUGAGGCUUAUUGUAGAAUAUUUAGAGCAGCUGAAAGGCUCCAUACCGCUUUGAUGGAGACUCUAUGCAAUCCACUAACAGGUGAAUGUAGUGUUUCAUAUGAUUUCACACCAGAGGAAAAACCAGUGGCAGAGGAUAAGAUUGUGUCUGUGCUUGGUUGCAUGCUAUCUCUUUUGAACAAAGGAAGAGAAGAUGUUCUUUCUGGAAGAGUUUCAGUUAUGAAUACUUUUCGCAUGGCAGAUAUGCGUGUUAUGGAGGAUAAGCUUCCACCACUUGCUCUUUUCAGGAGUGAGAUGAAGAGGUGUUGUGAGAGCUUACAUGUCGCUCUUGAGAACUAUUUGACACCUGAUGAUUAUCGAAGUCUGAAUGUUUGGAGGAAGUUGCAAAGGUUGAAGAAUGCUUGUUACGAUUUGGGUUUUCCACGCAAGGAUAACCAUCCAUGCCAUACAUUGUUCGCCAACUGGCAAUCUGUUUGUUGGUCCACCUCUAAAGAAGAGGUAGAGUCAAAAGAUUGUGAAAUAGAAUUUUGGAGGGGUGGUCAAGUGACAGAGGAAGGUCUGAAGUGGUUGAUUGACAAAGGAUUUAAAACCAUUGUUGAUCUAAGAGCUGAGACUGUAAAGGACAACUUUUAUCAAUCAGCCUUGGAUGAUGCUAUUUUAUCUGGGAAAGUUGAAUUUGUAAAAAUUCCGGUGGAGGUUGGAACGGCACCUUCCAUGGAGCAGGUUGAGAAGUUUGCGUCUUUGGUUUCAGAUUGCAACAAAAAGCCAGUCUAUCUCCAUAGUAAGGAAGGAGUAUGGAGAACUUCUGCAAUGGUCUCCAGAUGGCAGCAGUACAUGACUCGCUUUGCAUCUGUUUCAAAUCAGUCAGCAAGUCCAAGUGAUGCAUUGUCACUGGACGCAAAUGGAUUGGGAACACUUCGGCCAUCUUCUAGUAAAGAAGAAAAGUUCAAGUUACAAGAGACAAAUAAGCUAUUGGAAGAAAGUUCAAUUUUGAUUUGUAGUUCUAAUGGGGAACAUCUAGAAGGAGCCUUCUCAGACAGCGAUAAAGAAGAUCACAGAAUUUGUGAGGCCAACAAUGACCCUAUUCCCAGCCAAGUUAUGACAUCUGGGGAAGCAGUUGAUAAUGAGAAUGGAUCAAAGAUUAACAUCUAUCAGAAUGCCAAUCCUCUACAGGCUCAGUUUCCUCCUUGCAAUGUUUUCUCUAGAAAAGAAAUGUCCAAGUUUCUAAGGAGUAAAAAGAUCUCUCCUCCAAUGCAUUUUAAUCGUCAGCUCAAAAGAUUGGAGAUCCAGCCUGUUUCAGGAGAGAUUUCUAUUGGAGGAACAUGGGGAAGUGAGGUGGUUCAUGCUAAUGCUAAAUCAGGGCUUGUAGAGACUGAAAGUUCAAACGGAGUAUUUAGUGCUAAAAAUCAAGCUCAAGAGAAUAAGAACCUUGCUGCUGCCAAUGAGAAACGCAUGAAUGGAACUAGUUAUGCUUCCAGUAGCCUAAAUGUGAAUGGAUUUGUUGAAGGUGAGAGAUAUUCCAUGACUGAAACCAAGGUCGCAACUUUAGACAGUAGUUCCGAUGGGCAUGUUACAUCUAACUCUUUGAGCAAGAUCCAGAAGAGCAAUGGAAAUGCCUCCUCCUAUUCAAGCGAUGAUGAAUUGGUGUCAAUUGAGGGAAAUAUGUGUGCUUCUGCAACUGGUGUUGUAAGAGUGCAGUCAAGAAAGAAAGCAGAGAUGUUUUUAGUGCGGACAGAUGGGUUCUCUUGUGCCAGGGAAAAGGUGACUGAAUCUUCCUUGGCCUUCACUCAUCCUAGCACCCAACAACAGAUGCUUAUGUGGAAGUCUACACCAAAGACUGUAUUACUGUUAAAGAAGCUGGGACCCGAACUGAUGAAAGAAGCUAAAGAGGUUGCUUCUUUCUUGUAUUAUCAAGAGAAAAUGAAUGUCCUUGUUGAACCUGAGGUCCAUGACAUAUUUGCUAGAAUCCCUGGGUUUGGAUUUGUUCAAACCUUUUACACUCAAGAUACCAGUGAUCUCCAUGAGAGGGUUGAUUUUGUGGCAUGCUUGGGUGGCGAUGGGGUUAUAUUGCAUGCAUCAAAUUUAUUUAGAGGUGCUGUACCACCUGUUGUAUCAUUUAAUCUUGGAUCUCUUGGAUUCCUCACUUCCCACACUUUUGAAGACUACAGGCAAGACUUGAAACAGGUUAUCCAUGGUAAUAACACAGCAGAAGGUGUUUACAUAACUCUUAGAAUGCGCCUACGGUGUGAGAUUUUUCGAAAUGGUAAAGCAGUUCCAGGGAAAAUAUUUGAUGUCCUAAAUGAGGUCGUUGUUGAUCGGGGUUCUAAUCCAUACCUUUCUAAGAUUGAAUGUUAUGAACAUGACCGACUAAUAACGAAGGUGCAAGGUGAUGGAGUCAUAGUAGCUACUCCUACAGGGAGUACUGCUUAUUCUACAGCUGCUGGAGGUUCCAUGGUUCAUCCAAAUGUUCCUUGCAUGCUUUUCACUCCUAUCUGCCCACAUUCCCUCUCAUUUAGACCUGUUAUACUUCCAGAUUCUGCAAGGCUUGAAUUGAAGAUACCUGAUGACGCUAGGAGUAAUGCUUGGGUUUCUUUUGAUGGGAAAAGAAGGCAGCAACUCUCACGAGGACAUUCUGUCAGAAUAUCCAUGAGCCAGCACCCCCUUCCAACUGUCAAUAAAUGCGAUCAAACUGGUGAUUGGUUCCACAGUUUGAUUCGUUGCCUCAACUGGAACGAGCGAAUGGAUCAAAAAGCCCUGUAAGGUCCUCAGACAUGGGAAAGAUCUCAUAUUGGCUAUAUAGGGUUAAUGUAGAUUUUAGUACUUGAAUUCGGCAUGUAAAUCGAUCAUCCAACUCCCCUUUUUAGGAAACCCAUUGCUCCUUCAAUCGGUUGCUUCUCCUCCUCAGCUCUAGACUUUGCUAUUACCAAGCAACCUCAACUCAAUACAAAAUAAAUCUAAUGCUUUCUUCAACUCCAUCUUUUAGCAGCUCUCUCCUAUUUCUUUGUUUGUAAUUCCAUGCUUGACAGCCUAAGAAUUGGAAAGGGGAAAGCUUUUGACGAACAGGAAAAUUUUGGGUAAAAUUUUUGCUUUGAUUUAAGGGCUUUUGCUUUGAAUGAUUUUGGGUAAAA